This is a messenger RNA of Gadus macrocephalus (Pacific cod), 4950 nucleotides long. RefSeq names its product Fanconi anemia group A protein (gene fanca). Bases 168 to 4610 code for a protein of 1480 amino acids. The record is from RefSeq and is a predicted model, not a curated record. Gene Ontology annotation, biological process: interstrand cross-link repair. Gene Ontology annotation, cellular component: Fanconi anaemia nuclear complex. The transcript is spliced from 42 exons. Lineage: Eukaryota; Metazoa; Chordata; Actinopteri; Gadiformes; Gadidae.
UCCAAUGAGUCGGAAGAGCGCGAAGACACAUGACGUAAAUGUCAUAUAAAAAAUAUGGCAGUGCAGAACGAAAUAUUUAUAAACUAAGGUUAAACAACAUAUAGAUAGCUAAAGACGGCUACUACAAUUGGCUAGUAGCAUUUAGGUUUACUUUUCACAAUAACAAUAUGUCACUAAAUCUGAGCUCCGUUUCACAAAAAAGGACUCUCGAAAGCAUCCUUGCUGGUCGUGUGACAAAGAGGCCAAAGGUGGAGGAUACCAAGGAGCUCCAAGAGGCAGCAAUCCAACUGUUGUACCGACACCAGAACAUCUCAGGCCUGCUCUCGGAAGUCGUGAUUCAACGGCCUUCCGCAGACACGUGUGUGGAAAAAGCGCAGCAGAAACAGACUGUCUCAGAGUUUCUUCCCUCAGCUCUUACUGGAUCACUUCUAUUGCCUGUGUUGAAGCGGCAGGCAGACAAGCUUGGCGUGUCGGUGGUCGCUCUUUCUGUCAGGACUGUCCUGAAGAGACUGAGAAUGACCUGUAAUGAUGACGAUGAUUAUGAAGCUAAAGAGGGCAAUGGGGUCAAGAGAGUUCUGCUCACCUCUUGUCAGCGAGUUCAGCUGUGUUCGGUGCUGCUCUCAGCCAGAGAGCUGCUAUCUCUCGGAGCAUUCUGCCCCAAGCUCUUUUGGCAGGAGUACACAAAGCAUCGGACACAGUACAAGCUAGAGGUUGCACACCACCUUUACGCUCAGGACAUCCUGAGCAUCAAAUACAUUUUAGAGAGCGAUGCAGAAGCAAGGGUGUGGAUGGUGGCUGGGUUAAAGGCUCUCUGUAGUAGGACAUCUCCGCAGGCGCAGCAGGAAGAGGUGCAGGUGGAAGAGGAGAGAGACAUUCAGCAGGCAGUUCUUUCGUCGGUGGUGGGGGUCCUGGUGGGGAGUGGCUUUGAGGAGAACAAGGGCCCGGCGGGACCCAGCAGGAGGACCUCAGUCACCUGCUGCUCUAUACUGGACCACAUGCUCUGUUGGCUCCUAGACAGCUUGGAUAUGUUGCAAGGCCAGCCAUGCGGUGAGGCAGCACUGGAGAAUUGGGUCCAGCUGCUGGAUGCGUCUCUUUGUGGCACCUCAGCGUCGCCAGAAGCCCUGCGCCGCUUCUUCAUGCACAGCCUCACACAGACAUUCACCUACAAACCUCGCCUUAAAGUGUCCGAUGCCAUCGCCAUGCAGAACGAGUGGAGCUUUGCUAAAACCAGCAGGUUGCUGACUGUCCUGUUUCGUAAGCUGGCCAUAGUCUUCAGUGUGGAGGACUUGCUCAUUCAGCUGCAGCAGGUGUUGGAGACUCACGAAGUAAACUGGCAGAACGUCCUCAGCUUCUUGUCCACCCUGCUGGUCUUCAACCCCAAUGCCCAGCCCUGCCUCAGAGAAAUGCUGGGCAAGUUGCUGGCUUCAGCAUUUGAAAGCUAUGAUCUAGAAAACAUGAUCACAGCCUUCUUGCUGGCUCGCCAGGGGGCCCUGGAGGGCCCCAGCUUCUUCCCCUCCUACAGCGAAUGGUUCAAGCUAUCUUUUGGUGGACAUAGCAGUUACCAUGGGAGCAGCAAGAAAUCUUUGGUGUUCCUGCUGAAGUUCCUGUCCGAUCUGGUGCCCUUUGACCCCCCUCAGUACCUCAAGGUUCACCUGCUGCAUCCCCCCUACACAGCAGUGAAACACCGCAGCCUGCUGCAGGAGUACGUCUCCCUCGCUAAGACAAGGCUGGCCGACCUCAAGGUGUCAGUGGAGGACAUGAGUAUGUACGAAGAUGUUUCUGGGGCCACUGGAGAACCGGGGAAGCACCAGUGUCAAGCCUUACAGGAUGUGGAGAGGGCAUUGUCUCUGUUUACAACCACAGGAAGAAUCUCUGCCACAGUAAUGGAGGCCAGUAUAUUCCGGAGGCCGUAUUUCCUCAACCGGUUUCUCCCAGCCCUGCUGACGCCACGUGUGCUUCCUUUGAAGGCUGACCUUAAGAUGACUUUCAUAGAUGCCCUAAAAAAAACUGAGAAGAUCCCUGCCGGCCAGUACUCUUCCUAUGUUGAGGCAUGUCAGAGGCAGAGACAGCAGAACAAGAAAGGGACAUCAUGUAUAGAGAAAUAUGACGGUGAUGAUAGUGAUCCUCUGGAGGGGUUGAAUGUUCAACUGAAAGCGUUUAGGAGGCUGGUGAGAGUGGGUGAAGAUGGAGAGUUCUCUGCACAGCUGGCCAGGAUCUCUCACACCCUGGGCGUUAUCUUCCCAGACCGGGCCAGCGGCACGGACGAACAGCGGGUCAUCAAGCUUCACGUAGAUGAGCCUCUGACGUGCAAGCUGCAUGUCAAAGUGGUCGACAGUAUCCUGAGAACCUUCUGCCAGUGUCUUUUAGAUGCAUCUAGUCCACCCAAUAGACAAAGUCAGUGGGCAGCCCAGUAUGUCGAUGUCCUGCUUGGUCACACAGAGCUAGUCUCUGUCCUGAUGCACAGACUCUGGGACCUGUUUCAUAACCAGGGGUCAUCGCUGACCACUUCCCAUUUACUGGGUCUUGCUGCUAUUGUAGUCCACCUCCAUGCUUCUCGCACCCAUAGUCCUCUGUUGCAGAUGAUGCCCAUUGUGGUGUUCCGGCCAGACCCGCUCACAGAGGCCCUGAGCAACGCCUUGCUCUGCAACACACAGGACAACAUGCUCUUCUGUGUCAGGACCUCCGUGGCCGCUGUGUGCUAUGGUAUCUGCAGAAGCAACCUACUACCGCUACAAGAGCUGCAGGACUAUAUACCCACAGGCCUUGUAAAGAAGCUCCUGUACCUCGUCCCGAGAUUGUUGCCUGAAGCUCGCAGGGCCCCACUGAGUGCCCCCUCCCCUGAGACCCUCAGGGAGCCCCCUCCGGUUGACGGGGGGCAGGAGUGGGACCCCAGGUGUUGGGGAGGCACCGCUGGCACCUGCGUGGCCACAUGGAGGAAUUCUGCCUUGCAGCUUUGGAGGAACCCCACCUUCGGCCAACUGGCACAGCUACCGCAAUACAGGUUGUCUUUGUCGGAGUGGCUGGCGGCUGAACUAAGAGUACAGCGAAAUGAAGAUUUCUUAUCUGACCAAGAUAGGCAGGAGUACCAGCGGUGGGCCUGCAUGGAGUGCUACCUCUCUGGUCCUGUGGAGCAGGGGGGCUGCGGAGGGGACAUGAGAGCUCUGUGCACCCUCAUACUCAACGCCAUCAUGGACCAGCAAGAAGGGUCCCCUCAGGACCUCCUCUCCAACAGAAGCCUGGGGAGAAGUAGCCCAAGACUUCAAGAUACAGGCACAUGUCUACCAGACAUCCUAUCUAGAUUACAGGAGUUGGUUUAUGAGAUGCAACUGAGCGGUCAUAGAGGCAAGGAGGAGGUACGUCAGCUCCUCUUUGAGCUGCUCUCCGUGAGGUGCUCCUCCUCUGACUCACAGGGCAUCGGCAGAGAGCUACGCCUGCAGCAAACAUUACACGCAUGGAAUAGAGUUCUCCUAGCCCUCCCAGCGGAGUUGUUGGUUGUUGCAGUGAGGAACGCAGACCAGAGAUGGACUCUGAACUUCCACAGUUGCAUAGAGCAUGUCAACCAGUAUCAGAGGAGGCUGUGCUCUCCGGCUGCAGUGCUGCCCUACCAUGUCACGUCACACCUUCUGAGGGGUAUGCUGAGCGCCAGUGCGCGGUGUGCCAGCUCCUCCACGGAGGUCAACAGGGCGUGGUCUGGGGUCCCCCUGCGCUGUCCUCUGCUUCUCGUCUCCACCGUGCACUGGUGGGGUCGACUGUCACCUAUGCUGACAUCUGUGUGGCAGCGUCUCCGUGAUGAAGACCCGCUGCCAGAGCUGCUGAAGACCAUCCCUGACUGUCUGCACUGGGCCCUUGUCUCACAGCAGGCGGCGCUGUCUCCACUGCCUGAAGCUCCAGCUCUGCUGUUGGCUGCCAGUCUGCACCUCGCCAGGGGAGGCCAGGGGGGUCUGCAAGGGAAGAAGGGGCAGGCUUUCAGGGAAACGUUGGAAACACUAGUGCAAACGAAGGACAAGCACUGCACACAGGUGUUGGUCUUUCUACUUUUCCUCUGUGUGACCGACACUCUGGCAACAGUUCUCUACCCCGAGGAGUCCGGCAGGCUGGGGUCCAGGGAGAUGUGCACCGACCUCCUGGCGGUGCUCGUGGACUCUCAGGACUGGCAUCUUAUAUUCAAGAUUCAGCCAGCCGAUCAAGGUCCUUACCAGGCUGUUACCAUGGCAACGCUGGAUGAGUACACACGACUGAGGUCAUUUGCAUUCUACAGCGUGCUGCUGGAGCAGAGCCCUGAGCUGCUGAAGAGGGCCGUCUUGUGUCCGGGUUUCCUCCACACUGCCGCCCUCUGCUAUGCCUACCUGUUUAAACUCUUCCUGGAUGGACACGCACCCAAUCUACUGGCUGAGCCCCAUAUCAAUCAGAUGGAGCCUUCGCAGAUCUUGGACCAAGCCCGGCAGUUUUUAUUGAGGACCAUAUCCCAGACCCGCCCAACUGCUCUCUCCUCCUCCCAAUAUAGCCAGCUGGAGUCCCUGUGUGCGGAGCUGGACCCGGAGGUGGCUGCAGCCCUCUCCACACACCUCGGCCCCGCCGGGCUCAGCCAAGAGAUGGACUUCCUGCUCUGACUCACUGGGAGGACCUUUGACCCGUGAGGCCGACAAGAAACCUCCCACCCCAUCUUCAAUUCACACUUUGGUGUUCUUGGACGUGGUGUUUUGGGGGAUGUCAUUUUGGCGUAGUUUUAACGAUGUAGUUUCAGUGCUUAUAUUUAUGGUCUUAGAAACAGACUGCUGCUCGAACAUACAUCAGUAACCCCUCUAAACAUCAGGCAGCCCAUGAACCACACACACAUGACUUAUAAAGUCUGUAUUAUACAUUUGCAUCUGCCAUUGCACGGUUUACAUUAUAUAGUUGAAAUCAUUUGUUUUAUUCCUCAGAAUAACUCAAUAAAACCAUCUUACGCAA